AUGCGUUUCUCCGCUGUCGCCGUUGCCGCUCUCGCCACCCAGGCCGCCGCCUGGAGAGGCCAAGGCCCCCCGUCCGGCUCCUACUGGGGCUGGGGUAACACCGGCGUCGAGGCCAGCAAGGCCGCCGACGACUGCUCCGGCGCCGAGGUGACCUCCACCUCCACCAUCACUCUCCCCGCCGCGACCGCCCCUCCCGCCGCCACCUCCGCCGCCCCGGUCGUGACCCCCUCCGCCGCCGCCCCCGUCGAGGAGGCCGUCAGCACCACCUCCGCUGCCCCGGCCGCCACCACCGCUGCCUCCAGCGGCACCUCCGGCCUCACCUCGGACCAGCAGGCCGCCCUCGAUGCCCACAACGCCGCCCGCUCCGACGUCGGCGUCCCGGCCCUCGAGUGGGAUGCCACCCUCGCCGCCAACGCCCAGGAGUGGGCCACCCACCUCCUCUCCGUCGGCUCCCUGACCCACUCCCAGGUCUCUGACCAGGGCGAGAACCUGUACAUGCAGUCCAACACCGACAGCCCCUACAUCAACGCCGCCAACGCCUGGAUUGCCGAGAAGUCUUCCUACAACGGCGAGACCAUCUCCGAGUCCAACUACAUGGGCUUCGGUCACUACACUCAGAUCGUCUGGAAGAGCACCACCAAGGUCGGUCUGGCUGUUGCCACCAACUCCCAGGGCACCUACGUCGUCGCCCGCUACUCGCCCCCUGGCAACUACAUCGGCGAGAAGCCCUACUAA
Colletotrichum tamarilloi is the source of this 735-nucleotide messenger RNA. Its product is annotated as SCP-like extracellular protein. NCBI's taxonomy places the organism in Eukaryota, Fungi, Ascomycota, Sordariomycetes, Glomerellales, Glomerellaceae. Bases 1 to 735 code for a protein of 244 amino acids. The record is from RefSeq and is a predicted model, not a curated record. Gene Ontology annotation, cellular component: extracellular region. The transcript is spliced from 2 exons.